Humulus lupulus (European hop) is the source of this 1436-nucleotide messenger RNA. RefSeq lists its product as uncharacterized. The transcript is spliced from 2 exons. Gene Ontology annotation, molecular function: structural constituent of ribosome. Gene Ontology annotation, cellular component: ribosome. Gene Ontology annotation, biological process: translation. The record is from RefSeq and is a predicted model, not a curated record. Lineage: Eukaryota; Viridiplantae; Streptophyta; Magnoliopsida; Rosales; Cannabaceae. Bases 336 to 980 code for a protein of 214 amino acids.
AGAUGAAAAAAAAAAAAAAAAAACUCUCACUCAAUCACUGAUACAUUCAUUCCCGAGCCCUCUCCGUUUCUUCUCUUCCUUCCAUCUCUCAAUUCUCCUCUCUCUCUCUCGUCGUUCUCUAUCUCUCGGUUACUCCUUGUGGACAGGCGAGGCUAUUGCUGCUUCACUUUUCGCUCCCUUCUCGUCGGUAGCGUGCAUGACUGCAUCAAUCUCGGUCCCGUGUUCUUGGCUUUUUGGGUUGAAGGUUUUGUAAUUUUCACCAUGAGAAGUGAGAACCUAUUUUGGAGAGGUUGAUUAAUCAUUUAUUGGAAGGUGGACUUUUGUUAGACUUGAAGAUGAGUUUGGUUUUAAGAUUGAAGCAUCAUUUGCCAAAUGGCUUCUGCAGAAAACCGAUUAUUUCCUCUGUGGUGGCAUUAAAUCUUGGGAAGUUAAAUGGAAUGUGGCAAAACUAUAGUCAGCCUGCAAGAAAUGACGAGGAAGAGGAAGAAGUGGAGAUUGACCAGAGGAGACUCCCCACUGAUUAUGAUCCAGCAACAUUUGAUCCUACACAGCAUCGCAGUCCUCCUACCGAUCGUGUUUUUAGGCUUGUAGAUGAAAUAUCUGGACUUACAUUGGCUGAAAUUGCUGAGCUGGGUUCCAUUUUGAUGCGUAAAAGGGGUAUGGCAGAAUCACUGAGUGUGGGAGUCAUUAAGGCAGGAGCUGCUGGCUUAGCGGGAAUGGGGACGAAAGCACCAGCAGCUGCCAAGGAGGAGAAGAAACAAGAAAAGACUGUCUUUGAAAUUAAAUUAGAAUCGUUUGAGGCGGCAUCAAAGAUCAAACUUAUCAAGGAGGUCAGGAGCUUCACUGAUUUGGGUCUUAAGGAAGCGAAGGAGCUAGUAGAGAAGGCACCAUCAAUUCUAAAGAAAGGAGUGUCAAAGGAGGAAGGAGAGCAGAUAAUUGAAAAGCUGAAAGCUCUUGGUGCAAAAGUUAUUUUGGAGUGAACACAGAGCGCAGCUAUGUAUGUUGACUUUUUGAUUCCAGACAUACUUUUCUUAUCAUUGUUUGGACUGAAACAAAUCUCGAUUAUAUUUGAAUUAGAAAGAGGAAAAUUGGAUCAAGGAUGCUCAGAGGUAUAGGGUUUUCGCGGUUUCUAAUCUUUUCGAGAAAACAUGGAUGUAUUUGCUGUCCUUGUGUUUUCUCUUUGUUUCUUAUAUAAACCUUUUCCAUGGCAGCUGUGCAAGAGAUGCAUGUGUAACACUUUACUGCAGGAUAUUUGGUCAUAGGCUUCUAUGGAGCAAGGAAGGAGCCCAACUUUUUAUUUAUUAUUAGCUAAUUGUCCCUUCCCUUGUACAGAACCACAUGCCUUGUUUUGUGGUCUACUCAUUUAUUUAGUCAUAUGAUGUUCUUAGAAGUCGUUAAAUUAAUAAAUUCAACCAAUGAAAACCAAUUAAAUUCAA